This is a messenger RNA of Centruroides sculpturatus (bark scorpion), 808 nucleotides long. Its product is annotated as angiogenic factor with G patch and FHA domains 1-like. NCBI's taxonomy places the organism in Eukaryota, Metazoa, Arthropoda, Arachnida, Scorpiones, Buthidae. The transcript has 7 exons. The record is from RefSeq and is a predicted model, not a curated record. Bases 131 to 808 code for a protein of 225 amino acids.
UUAAAAUGAGAAGGGGGCGUUAAUGCUAAUUUUGUGUUCGUUUCUGGAUUAUUUUUACUAUUUGAAUCAUAUAUUAAAUAUAAACGUAGUAUACGGAUUAUUAGACUUUAAAUAGUUUUGUUUUGAGAAAAUGGCUGAUGAAUUAUUAUUACUUGAAAAGAUAAAAACUCUUGAAAUUCAAUUACAAUUGAAGAACAAAGAAUUAAAAAUUGUAAAAGAUGAAUUAUCAUUAAUUAGAAAAUCUUGCAAUGAUGUAACUGGAAAAAGUAAUGCAGACCAUAGUAACAACAAUUGUUACAAACUUAUUGAUGCUUGUGUUCAAACACCCGAAACAUCUUCAAGUUGUGAUUGUCACUUAAACAAAUUUUUAUCUGAUUCAGAAACACAGACAUAUGAAACUGAUUUUUAUCAAUUUGAAUCUAAAGGUUCUGUUGAAGAUUGGAUACUUCCAGAAGGAUCAAGUGAAACAUUAACAGAUAUAGUGAAACAAACAGCAGAAGUAGCACUCACACAUUCUGAUUAUAUUUAUGAUGAAACCAGAGGAAUGUAUUAUAGUAUAAGUACAGGCUAUUAUUAUGAUUCUAUGCAAACGUCGUUUCAAGAUAUCCGAAGGUUUUCUGCAUGCGAUUUGUCGCUUGAACAGAAACUGAAAAUUCUAAACUUUAUGAAAAGAUUUGGAAAAGUGUCAUUAUGUAUAUCAAUGAGAGGCUACUUCAAUGUUACAAAAAAGUUUCCAGUUAAGAUGGGCAACGCUCUUCAUUCUAUAUUUUCUGGUCUUUUGAAGCUCAGAUCUGCUACUGAAAAUUGA